Molecule: messenger RNA, 1167 nt
Organism: Phalaenopsis equestris
Lineage: Eukaryota; Viridiplantae; Streptophyta; Magnoliopsida; Asparagales; Orchidaceae
Exons: 7
Coding region: 43-1014 (323 amino acids)
Molecular function (GO): hydrolase activity
Source: RefSeq, a predicted model, not a curated record
UCUUCCUCAUCGGCGCUACUCCUCGAAGCAGAAGGUUUUGGAAUGGCUGGUCCACAGUGCUGUGAAAAUCCGCCGGAUUUGAGCUCGUCUUCCGGCGAUGGCCAUGUGUUGGAGAGCUUCGGAGGCCUCAAGGCCUACAUCACCGGCUCCUCCGAUUCCAAGGCUGCGGUUGUUCUAAUAUCGGAUGUUUAUGGUUAUGAAGCGCCAAACUUGAGGACCCUUGCUGAUAAAACUGCAGCUGCUGGAUUCUUUGUGGUGGUUCCUGAUUUCUUUUAUGGGGAUCCGUACGUUCCAGAAAAGUUACCUAUAUCAACCUGGAUAGGAGGUCACGGCACAGAUAAAGGGUUUGAGGAUGCUAAGCCUGUGAUUGCUGCUCUGAAAAGCAAAGGUUUUUCUGCAGUAGGGGCUGCUGGAUUUUGCUGGGGAGCUAAGGUAGUUGCAGAACUAGCUAAGUCUGAUGAGAUCAAAGCUGCAGUUAUGUUGCAUCCUUCACUUGUUACAGUAGAUGAUACCAAAGGUAUUGGACAUCUUCCAAAUUCAAUUAGGGGCAUUUCUCGGCCAUGGAGGGGAGAUUUCAUAGUCCUGGAAGAAAUGAUGAAGAAUGUUGUGGAGCUUCAUGUAAGCCUGCGACUGCUAGCCAUGGAGAACGAUGACGUCUGGAGCGGACACAAGCGACAACAAUCAGAAGCAAUCGUGCGGCAUCAUGGUAGCAUCAUUGCUUUAGGCGGUUCUGGAGUCAUGGGAUCCAGCGGAGUAAUGGGUAGUAGACUCAAGCAUGCAAUAGUCCUGAGAUCAUGGGUUUCUUCUAUCAGUCAUCGACACAUCAUUUUUUUUAAGAAAAUGAAUAACAAUUGCUCCAUGUCACCAUGUAAGGUUCAUAGCUAUGUGAAAAUCUUUCCUGGGGUUGCACACGGAUGGACGGUGCGCUAUGAUGUUGCUGAUGAAGCGGCUGUGAAGAAGGCUGAAGAAUCUCAUAAGGAAAUGAUUGAUUGGUUUAUUAAGCAUCUUAAUUAAAUAUGCCUUUGGCUCAAAUAAAUCUAUCUAAUAAUAUCUACUAAUGUAGAACUUUUUGUGAAAUUGCUAUGAAUCAUUUGUAAAAUGUUAUCCUAUUUGUACCCUUAAGUUUGAUAUAUUUUGUUAGCUAAGGAGUCAUUUGGGUCGUAUUUA